UCAAUCAUCCCCCUCCUCGGUCUCCUCCUUACGCGCGCCCGCCUUCAGCCGCCGCCGCCGCCGCCGCCCCGAAAACCUCACCAGCUCUCCCUCUCCCUCAGCCACCCCCUCCGCUAGCCGCCGUGUCCCCCGUCCACCCGGGAGUCCGGGAUCCGCCUCACCGUCGUCUCAGCGCCCGCCGCCGGUUUGCACCCACCAGAUCCCCUCCUCCCACGCCGCAGGCCACGUCCACCGCACCCUCGUCGCCGUCCACGACCGUCCAGGAAGAUCGCCAUCGCAGCAGCGACCAACCCUCUGUCAAAUACGACCGCGCCACUCCGCCCACGCCUCCGUCAGCGCCGCCGUCAAUCCCGCCGACGAGUUCCUUUCUUCAGCAGAUUCGUCCACUUUGAGAAUUCAUUCGUAACAGUCACAAAGCUCUUGCUGCUUGCCUUUUCAUUCCUACGUUGGUGAGGAUCUUCAUAUAGAGAGGCCUGUUUUCCUGCACAAGUAGCAUAUGGCGAGGAUAAAGCCAAAGCAAUUGCUAAUUCAAAGCAAGACAAAGAAGUCCCCAACACGAAUCAGUUACUCUACUAUCGUCACAUGGAACCUAAUUGUUGUCUUAGUUGUGCUCUCCCUCUAUGCUACCUAUAGUCAUUGGCACCACAGGCCAAUCCUCGAGACAGAAAUGGAUCUCCUUCGGACUGAGCAUGUUGGGAGAUCUGAGGAUUCCACAAAGACAAGUAGACCAAGCUAUGCGAUUAUUGAUACUGCCAAAGGCUCAAUUACUAUAGAAAUUUUCAAAGAGGCUUCUGCUGAUGUUGUGGAUAGAUUUGUUAGCUUGUGCAAGAGUAACCAUUUUAAAGGAAUACCGUUUCGUCGUGUCAUCAAGAACUUUGUAAUUCAAGGGGGUGAUUUUGAUUUUAACGGAGCUGCACAGGAAUGGAUACUGAAAGCCAAAGCUAAUGGUGAAAAUGCUCUCAGUCCAAAGCACGAGGCUUUCAUGAUCGGGACUACAAACAAUCCUAAUAAUAAAGGAUUUGAUAUUUUUAUCACAACUGCUCCAAUUCCUAACUUGAAUGAUAAGCUUGUUGUAUUUGGGCGAGUUAUCAAAGGAGAAGAUGUUGUUCAGGAGAUUGAAGAAGUUGAUACUGAUGAGCAUUACCAGCCAAAAACCCCUAUAGGCAUACUCAAUAUCAUGCUAAAACGGGAGCUUUGAGCUGAUUGCUUAUUGUCCUUGCUUGAAAAUGAUCAAUCUGUACUCUUAAGAAGGGUCCAUACAUCGCCUCAAAUUGCUCCUGUGAUUGAUUACAUGCUGAUGUGAUGGCUUCCUCCAGAAGCCCAUGGGUUGCAAAGAACUCUCUAGGAUCUUGCCUGGUAGCUAUAAGCUUCUUCCAAUUCAUGCAGUAGUUGUGUAUAAAUUUAUGCCCUGGUGUCAUUGGACUGUCAGUUUUUUCAGGCAUUACAGUGUAUUUUGAUGCUUGGUGGUUUCGCUGUAAAUUUGAAGCACAUUUCGAUCAUGAAUAGUAGAAUUCGGAAUUCCUAGCUAGUCAUGAGAAAAGACACGAAUGUUGUGAAAUCUUUGAUGAUGUUCGAUGUGCAGAGCUGAUGAGUGGAGCCUCGGUUUCAAAGAUUUAGGGUUGUUAA
Oryza brachyantha (malo sina) is the source of this 1626-nucleotide messenger RNA. RefSeq names its product peptidyl-prolyl cis-trans isomerase CYP21-4. The transcript has 9 exons. The coding region runs from base 497 to 1198 and encodes 233 amino acids. NCBI's taxonomy places the organism in Eukaryota, Viridiplantae, Streptophyta, Magnoliopsida, Poales, Poaceae. Gene Ontology annotation, molecular function: peptidyl-prolyl cis-trans isomerase activity. The record is from RefSeq and is a predicted model, not a curated record. Gene Ontology annotation, biological process: protein peptidyl-prolyl isomerization.